Molecule: messenger RNA, 5600 nt
Organism: Patella vulgata (common limpet)
Lineage: Eukaryota; Metazoa; Mollusca; Gastropoda; Patellidae
Exons: 2
Coding region: 57-1004 (315 amino acids)
Molecular function (GO): protein dimerization activity
Source: RefSeq, a predicted model, not a curated record
AUGUAUGUGACCAAGUGAUCAAGUCACAAAAUUAUAGUCUUGCUUGGUCCGGUCGGAUGUCACAUGUUGCCUCACUUUCACAUGUCCGCCAUUUUAUUAUCAAACUUGUAGCAACAACAGUUUUGGAACACCCAGUCAGAGGCACCACAGAAUAUUCUAUAAGUAAAGAUGGUCUAAGAUUGAAUCAUGGUAAACUGCAGGCUGAUAAACAGGAGAAAACUGUUGUUACACUGACUGGAAUUAAGAAUAUUGAGAAAUCGUCAUCCCCUGGUUGUGGUAGAGGCAACAGUACUGCAAUUGAUUCUGUUAUAAAUUGUUUAACGCAGAGAUUUUCUUCCUUUAGGAACCAGGAUAUUUACAAAUACAUGUUCUGGGUAGACCCAGCUAACUGGUCUGAUAUAGACACUGAGAUGGAUGCUAUCCGUUGGUGUUAUGAACGUUUCCAAGUUACACUAGACUAUGGAAAGAUUGAUUUUAGCAGAGUUAAAAGUGAAUGGAAAGAUUUCAAGAGAACUGUAGGUCAUUUCUAUUCAGGUGUUACAAGUGCUGUUAAACUGUGGCAAAAGAUUUGUGCUUAUAGGAAGUUACAAUUUCCAAACUUAAUUAAAAUUGUGGAAAUUUUGUUGUGUUUGGGUCCCAGUAACAGUACUGUAGAGGCAGGCUUCAGUCAUUUAACUGGGAUGCUGUCGGAUAGAAGGCUUAGCCUUCAUCACAGUUCUAUGGAAGACUUGUUAUUGAUUAAAAUCAACAAUCUUGUAUGGACAGAAAAAGAAAGAAAUGCAAUUCUAGAAUCGGCUGUAAAGUCUUAUAUAAGUAGUAAAAGAAGAAAAUGUGAAUUGGACCCCCCUGCAUCAACCAGUACAAUGGAAGUUCAUGAUCAUGAUCAUGAUCAUACAGAUACAUGUAUGGACACUGAGUGUGACAACAGUGAUACAGAUGAUGAAAUUGAUGAGCAUGAUAAUUGUUCAGACAUUGACAGUUUGUGGGACAGACUCAUUGAUUGACUUGUAAAUGAACAGUCUGCCAGUUGUUGUUAAUUACUUGACUGUGGUUUUUAGUUUAUGUGGAAAUGUCUCUUAUUAAAAGCUGACUCUUUUACUCUUCAUAACACAAGACACGUGUUCCUAACUUUUAUUUAUGGUUCAUUUUAACACAUGAUAAUAAAUACUCAUUCUUGAUGACAAUUAAUACUUUUAUCUUCUCAUAUAAUCCACCAUAGACCAGAUAUUUAGGCCCCUAAUCAAAAAUGAAAAAAAGCUCUCCUUAAGAGAUUCAGGAGAGUUUUCUCAGGAGAGCGAUUUACCCUUUUUGCAAUUUUAGGAGAGCUUUUUUUGACUCUCCAAGUAUUUAUUCACGUGAAGGCCUGCACUUGCCAUAUCUGUUCAAACAGUGGCUCAGAUAUACCACAAAUCGACUCUAGCAUGUACCAAAGGCCCUAGAUACGAGAACGUAGCUAAAAACGUUGAGAUAUACUGAUGUGUUUGUUUUUAGCUACGAUUGAUGCCUUUAGUUCCAAGUGGCAAACUCAAUUUCUUUAUUAAUGCAUGUAUCAUCUUUAAAAUAGAUAAGUUUAUGAUAUUAUGAUUAAUUAAACUUACAGAGGCCAAUGUAGUGGCACAACUGUCGCCUAACUCCAAAUAUUCGCGUUUAAAUUAAUGAAGCGUUGUUUUUGUCUGACAUUUCACCGCCAUCGAAAUCCAUUCAUAGUUACUGUGCUUUCAAUUGUCCUUUUGAUUGGCUGUUAUAAAAGCCUUAUAUUUAGCCCCGCCUUCAUGAUGACAGCCUAUCGUUUAAAAAGAUGGCGGUCCUAGUAACGGCUUAACGCCUCGAUUUUAAAAACGACGAUUUGUAACCGUUUCAGGUAGGAUUAUAUGCUUAAUUGUAGUUGGGUGUUGUAGAAAUAUUAUAAAUAACAAUAAUCAAUCGUUGUUUUGAUUAAAACUAUUGUCAAUUUUGUUUAAAAAUGCCGGGUGUGAAUCACUCCCGCAGGUGCAACGUUAUAGGUAAUGGGCUCCUGUCUUAUCUCGAAACACGGAGGGUUGAGAGAUUAAGGUUUGUUAUCUACAAAGGCCCAAGAACCGAAAAUAUCCCCCCCCCCCGCACCACACACACACCCACACACACACACACACACACACACCCACACACACACACACACACACCCGCCCCUUUAACGAUGCAUACCGUGGGUUUUUAUGCCACCCCAGGGAUAUCAUUCCCCAUACAAAAUUACGUGUCACCACGCCCCUGGCAGAGAGGCCUGUACGCGAGACACAAGAAGCGAGCGUGGCACCGCGUGCAUGAUGCCUUGCGGAAACAAAUUAUUGACAAAAAAGUAGGUGUGGCCAAAACAUCAAUUGGUGCCUUCCUUAGUAUAUAAUAAAGAAUCAAUAUGCCAGGUUCAAGGGUGAUCCAACUUAGCACUACCCCUUCGCUAAAAUCAAUUGUUGUUUUCGUGAGAGUAGAGGCGAUCAGUGUGUCAAGUUUCAUGAUAAUCGGUUAAGAAUUGCGGCCGUAAAAUAUCGAAAUGAAAUUAAAUGGGGUUUAACGUCCUACUGUUCUGCUUAGACUGGGCUGAUGAAGACGGGCAUACGCCAUACUAUGAGUAAAAUAUUGCCAGGACAGCGGCACUAUAUGGCCAUUUUUAUAUAUAUAUUAAACAAUGAUUAUAUGUGUUAUCUAGAAGUCUAUAGUGUUAUGUUUUCUCGGUUUAUUCCCACGAAGGCGCAGUUAUUGACCGUAACGGAUUAAACGAGGUCGUUUUCGACGACUUCGCGGGAAUCCAGCUCCUAGGGAUUAAAAUGGAUUAAAAUUGUAACAAUGGUGUUAUAGAUUGUUAUGAUAAGAAUUUACACUUUCAUAAUCCCCAAUGUAACUAAUUAACCAACAUUUUAGAAUCAUUUUUGGCAUAAGAAAUGAAAACAUAACUACACUAUAACAAAAAUUAAUUUAAUUUCGCCAAAUAAGACACCCUGUCUAAAUACUCGACUAAAGUCAAUUUCUCUUCCUCGUGUCUUCCUUUUAAUUCCUGGAGCUGGCUUUGGAUUUGAGCAUAUUUAUAUCUCUUCCUUGGUAGUUAAUAUUUUGUUCUUGUUGGAAAAAUGUGAUCAUUUCAAAAACAUUCGGAUGGGCUUUUCCAACUAUCUUCUUCAUUCUUGCAUGCCAUCCUUCCAGAGUGUUGUUGGUUCAGAAUGAACAUAAAUUCAUAAAAUCUUUAACGCCCUUAAUUGGAUCCUAAUAGCAACAUGCCUGUCUUCAAACGAAAGCCGACAAAUCGAUAUCUGCGCCUUCGUGGGAAGGUUUAAUUUUGGUCACGCUCUGUAACUGCGCCUUCGUGGGAAUACACCGUUUUCUCGUAAUCAUUUUUUUAAAUACCUUAAUUGUCCAUACCUUUCUAACCAGAGUAAUUAUUUUUAGAUUAGGGUAAAAGAUAACUCCUACGUGUUAAAAUGAUUUAUAUAAUUAGUGAAUAGUUAUUAUCAUCUAAUGAUUGAUGUUUUGUCAUAUAUAUAGUGUAACCAAUAUAUGCAUUAUACUGUUAUAGUCAAUAUGAUACUGUGUAUUAGUCGUGUUUAUAUUCUUAUGAUUUGAAUGCAAUAUUUGUAAACCGCCAGUAGGAAUACAUUUAAAUGUCUCUUACAGAUAUAGCCAGUGGCUGGAAUUUGCACGGUAGGCCAGCGAAUGGGAGAGAGAGAGAAAUGGGGUUUAACGUCCACUCGACACAAACUAGGUCAUUUCGGGACUAACAUAUGGUUUAAUUUUAUUUACAUAAUUCGCUUGCGCGUAGGGGUCUUUAGCAGUGAGAGGACCCGGAGAAAACCCACGAGGUUGGACAGGCGACCCUACUCCUUGCCACGUACAACCGGGGAUUCGAAACCACGCCAGUCGACUCAAUGAUAGACUGUAUGAUACAGCGCGCGCACGCUAACCAUUCAGCCCCCCCCCCCCCAGCGAAUGGGACUGCGGCCAAUAAUCAGCGAUCAAAUCGCUGACAUUGGCAAGCUACGUUCCGAUGGCAUAGAACCUCCUAUCAGGAAAGAGGUCAUCACUCCCGCAGGUGCAACGUUAUAGGUAAUGGGCUCCUGUCUUAUCUCGAAACACGGAGGGUUGAGAGAUUAAGGUUUGUUAUCUACAAAGGCCCAAGAACCGAAAAUAUCCCCCCCCCGCACCACACACACACCCACACACACACACACACACACACACACACACCCGCCCCUUUAACGAUGCAUACCGUGGGUUUUUAUGCCACCCCAGGGAUAUCAUUCCCCAUACAAAAUUACGUGUCACCACGCCCCUGGCAGAGAGGCCUGUACGCGAGACACAAGAAGCGAGCGUGGCACCGCGUGCAUGAUGCCUUGCGGAAACAAAUUAUUGACAAAAAAGUAGGUGUGGCCAAAACAUCAAUUGGUGCCUUCCUUAGUAUAUAAUAAAGAAUCAAUAUGCCAGGUUCAAGGGUGAUCCAACUUAGCACUACCCCUUCGCUAAAAUCAAUUGUUGUUUUCGUGAGAGUAGAGGCGAUCAGUGUGUCAAGUUUCAUGAUAAUCGGUUAAGAAUUGCGGCCGUAAAAUAUCGAAAUGAAAUUAAAUGGGGUUUAACGUCCUACUGUUCUGCUUAGACUGGGCUGAUGAAGACGGGCAUACGCCAUACUAUGAGUAAAAUAUUGCCAGGACAGCGGCACUAUAUGGCCAUUUUUAUAUAUAUAUUAAACAAUGAUUAUAUGUGUUAUCUAGAAGUCUAUAGUGUUAUGUUUUCUCGGUUUAUUCCCACGAAGGCGCAGUUAUUGACCGUAACGGAUUAAACGAGGUCGUUUUCGACGACUUCGCGGGAAUCCAGCUCCUAGGGAUUAAAAUGGAUUAAAAUUGUAACAAUGGUGUUAUAGAUUGUUAUGAUAAGAAUUUACACUUUCAUAAUCCCCAAUGUAACUAAUUAACCAACAUUUUAGAAUCAUUUUUGGCAUAAGAAAUGAAAACAUAACUACACUAUAACAAAAAUUAAUUUAAUUUCGCCAAAUAAGACACCCUGUCUAAAUACUCGACUAAAGUCAAUUUCUCUUCCUCGUGUCUUCCUUUUAAUUCCUGGAGCUGGCUUUGGAUUUGAGCAUAUUUAUAUCUCUUCCUUGGUAGUUAAUAUUUUGUUCUUGUUGGAAAAAUGUGAUCAUUUCAAAAACAUUCGGAUGGGCUUUUCCAACUAUCUUCUUCAUUCUUGCAUGCCAUCCUUCCAGAGUGUUGUUGGUUCAGAAUGAACAUAAAUUCAUAAAAUCUUUAACGCCCUUAAUUGGAUCCUAAUAGCAACAUGCCUGUCUUCAAACGAAAGCCGACAAAUCGAUAUCUGCGCCUUCGUGGGAAGGUUUAAUUUUGGUCACGCUCUGUAACUGCGCCUUCGUGGGAAUACACCGUUUUCUCGUAAUCAUUUUUUUAAAUACCUUAAUUGUCCAUACCUUUCUAACCAGAGUAAUUAUUUUUAGAUUAGGGUAAAAGAUAACUCCUACGUGUUAAAAUGAUUUAUAUAAUUAGUGAAUAGUUAUUAUCAUCUAAUGAUUGAUGUUUUGUCAUAUAUAUAGUGUAACCAAUAUAUGCAUUAUACUGUUAUAGUCAAUA